CUGCGCGGAUGUCGCCUGCUAAGGGAGCAGCAGUGUGUGUUCUGAAUGAACGGAGGGAAUGUAACGCUGCAGGGAUGUGUGUCGGAGGCGGAGCGCUGAGUCAGUGCACUCGGUAGUGCGCUUGCUGUCAGCUCACAGGCGGCGCUUUGUUCAACACGCACGCACGCACGCAGAAGCUCGACACGUCACGCCGAGUCUAACGGGAAACAGCGGCUUCUCAGUCGGGAUGAAGGCACCGAUCGCGCCGCGCUCGUCCGGCGGAGAAUAAGCGCGAGGAUCUGCUCACGGCGGCGGAGGAAAAUAACGCGAGCGACGGCCACCGACAGCAUGAGGAGCGCGUUAUAGACGCAUCCUCUCCAGACACUGCCGCGUUAUCCCCACGCGAUGGACACGAUGGAGCGCGACGCGUUCACGCCUCUGCUGGAGGAUUUUCUGCGCUCUCCUCUGGUGUGCUGGGUGAAGACGGUCUCUCCGCUGGGCUCCGGAGGCUCUCAUCUGUCUGACUUCAUGACUUUAGUGGACGGGGUUCAUCUCAACGACAUCAUGACUGAGAUAAACCCAAAGAGCAGCGUCCAGAGAGUCCACAGGAAGGUCAAGAACGAGCCGACGCUGCGCGUCCAGAACCUGUCCCUCCUCGUGCAGCAGAUCAGGUCCUGCUAUCAGGAGACACUGCAGCAGCUGGUGGUGAUGCCACUUCCUGACGUGCUGGUGCUGGGCAGGACUCCUCUCAGUGAGCAAGGACUGGAGGAGAUGAGGAAGAUCCUGCUGCUGCUGCUGGGCUGUGCUGUACAGUGUAACAGGAAGGAGGACUACAUCGACCGGAUCCAGAUGCUGGACUUUGACACACGGGCAGCCAUCGCUGCUCAUAUUCAGGAGGUGACCCAAAACCAGGAGAAUGUGUUUGACCUUCAGUGUGUGGAAGAGAGCGAGUGCGUCCCACACGAUAAAGAUGCUGUCUUCAGACAGCUGACCUUUAACCUCAAGCGCCUCGUUGACGAGAGAGACCAGCACGCUGAGACGAUCGUGUCUCUGACUCUGGAGCGGGACAGUGGGCUCGUCUCUCUUCACAGCGCCCCAUCGCCCGGAGACUCGUCCAGCAUGAGACGCACAGAGAGCGUGCAGCAUCUGUCGGUGGAGCUGGCCGACGCUAAAGCCAGGAUCAGACGCCUGCGGCAGGAGCUAGAGGAGAAGAGCGAGCAGCUGCUGGACUGCAGACAGGAGCUGGAGCACGUGGAGACGGAGCUCAAGAGACUGCAGCAGGAAAACCUGCAGGUGCUGUGUGACGUGCGGUCACUGCGGGCGUACCGGGACGAGCUGGACGCGCUCCGAGAGAAGGCCAUCAGGGCGGACAGACUGGAGAGUGAAGUGACGCGCUACAAAGAGAAGCUCCAGGACGUGGAGUUCUACCGGACCAGAGUGGAGGAACUGAAGGAGGACAAUCAGGUGCUGCUGGAGACCAAGAGCAUGCUGGAGGACCAGCUGGAGUCGUACAGAGCUCGCUCUGAUAAACAGCACGAGCUGGAGAAGGAGAACCUGCUGCUUCAGAACACGAUCCAUGACCUGGAGACGGAGCGAGACGUGGACAGGAAGCGCAUGGAGGAGCUGCUGGAGGAGAACCUGACGCUGGAGAUGGCACAGAAACAGAGCAUGGACAAGUCUCUGCAUCUGGGCUGGGAGCUGGAGCAGCUCUCCAAGACCACACCCGAGCUCACCGGAGUGCCGCAGAAGUCUCUGGGUCACGAGGUGAAGGACCUGACGUCCAGUCAGCUGCUGAAGCUGGAGAAGGAGAAUCAGAUGCUGCUGAGGAGUGUGGAGGAGCUGAAGAGCGGCGCACAGCUCCACCUGGAGAGAGACCAGCAGAAACUCAGCCAGCAGCUGGAGCAGCUGCAGGCGGAGCUGACUGCAGACAGAGAGAGUCUGCGCUGCGCUCAGAGUCUGAGCACAGAUCUGCUGAAGGAGAAGACGCAGCUGGAGAAAACACUGGAGACGCUCCAGCAGAGCUCCGACAGACAGGUCAAGGGUCUGGAACAGGAGAACGAUCAUCUGAACCAGACCAUCGCCUCUCUCAGGCAGCGCUCUCAGGUCAGCGCUGAGGCCCGCGUCAAAGACAUCGAGAAAGAAAACCACGUGCUGCACGAGUCCAUCAAAGAGACCAGCAGCAAGCUCAACAAGAUGGAGUUUGAGCGCAAACAACUUCGCAAAGACCUGGAGCACUACAAAGAGAAAGGAGAAAGAGCCGAGGAGCUGGAGCUGCAGGUUUAUCGACUGGCGCGAGAGAAGGAGAGUCUGCAGAAGCGUCUCGCUGCUCUCGCCAUCACCUGCGGGAAGGUGGAGGUGCUGGAGAAGGAGAAUGCCGAGCUGGAAGCGGAGAGCAGGAAACUGAAGAAAGCAGCAGACGGUCUGAGGAACGUUUCCUAUCAGCUGGAGGUCCUGGAGAAGGAAAACACUCAGCUGGAUGAAGAAAACCUGGAGCUCCGGCGCAUGCUGGAGUCUUUACGGUCCACUGGAGCAAAGGCUGCUCGGCUGGAGCUGGAGAACAAAGAGCUGGAGAACGAGAGAACCCAACUCAAAAAGAGUCUCGAGCUCCUGAAGGCUUCGUCCAAGAAAAACGAGCGUCUGGAAGUCAGUUACCAAAGCCUGGACGCAGAGAACCAGCGGCUGCAGAAAGCCCUGGAGAACGGCAGCCGCAAGCUUCAGCAGCUGGAGGGAGAACUGCAGGACACGGAGGUGGAGAACCAGAGCCUGCAGCAGAGCCUGGAGGAGCUGAGGAUCUCCAGCAAAGGUCUGGAGCAGCUGGCGCAGGAGAACGCAGCCCUGGAGCAGGAGAACAACCAGCUGGAGAAGGACAAGAAGCAGCUGGAGAAGGAGAACAAACGGCUGCGACAGCAGGCUGAAAUCAGAGACUCCAAACUCGAUGAAGACAACCUGCGCAUCUCUCAUCUGGAGAAGGAGAACCGCACGCUGGGCAAGGAGGUCACCGCUCUCAAAGACAUGUGUGGUCACGUGAAAGACUUGGAGAAGGACAAUAAAGAACUGGUCAAACAAGCAACCAUAGACAAGAAGACCCUGGUCACUCUGAGAGAGGAGCUUGUCAAUGAAAAAUUAAAGACCCAGCAGAUUAACAAUGACCUGGAGAAGCUGACCCAUGAGCUUGAGAAGAUCGGCCUCAAUAAAGAGGGGCUUCUGGGUGAUGAAGAGAGCUCUGAUGACAGGUUUAAACUUCUAGAGUGUAAACUGGAGUCUGCUCUGAAGUCCUCUCUGGAGAUCAAAGUGGAGAAGAUCGCUGCUCUGGAAGCCCGACUGCAGGAGUCCUCCAACCUCAACCAGCAGCUGCGGCAGGAGCUCAAAACGGUGAAGAAGAACUACGAGGCUCUGCGCCAGCGUCAGGAGGAGGAGUGUUCGGCUCAGAGCUCGCCUGCAAGAGGACGGGAGGACACACAGAGCAGAUGGGAGAAGGAGAGUCAGGAGGCCACGCGAGAGCUUCUGAAGGUCAAAGACCGGCUCAUAGAGGUGGAGAGAAACAACGCCACUCUCCAAGCAGAGAAGCAGGCUCUCCGGACGCAGUCAAAGCAGCUGGAGUCUCAGAGCGGGAAUCUCCAGGCGCAGAUACUAGCUCUUCAGAGACAGACCGCGUCCCUACAGGAGAACAACACCACACUACAAACACAGAACGCCAAACUACAGGUGGAGAACUCGACGCUGAGCUCUCAGAGCGCCGCUCUCAUGUCCCAGAAUGCUCAGCUGCAGACGCAGCAGUCCGGCACAGAGAGCGAGAGGGACGUGGCCAUUCGAGAGAAGGAGGAACUGCGCACGGUCUACGAUCUGCUGCUGCGCGACCACGAGAAGCUGUCUGCGCUGCACGAGAGACAGGCCUCGGAGUACGAGGAUCUGAUCGGCAAACACGGAGAGCUGAAGAGCGGCCACAAGAGCCUGGAGCUGCAGCACCGCAGCCUGGAGAACAGGUACAAUCAGCUGCUGAAGCAGAAGACCGAGCUGGAGCAGCUGGAGAGAGAACUCACAGCUGAGCGAGAGAAGAUGAUCUCCGACAGCAAGAGCCAUCAGGACACGGCCGCACAGUACCAGAGGCUCAGCGAGGAGCUCCACACGCUGAGCUCCACGCACCUGCAGCUCCUGAAGGACAAUGAGCUUCUGCAGACCGAUCAUAAGACCCUCAAGAGUCAGCUGAACACGGCCCGGCUGGAGCAGACGCGUCUGGAGGCCCAGUUCUCCAAACUCAAAGAACAGUACCAGCAGCUGGACAUAACCUCCACCAAACUCACCAACCAGUGCGAGUUGUUAAGUCAGCUGAAGGGGAACCUAGAGGAAGAGAACCGGCAUUUGCUGGAUCAGAUCCAGACCCUCAUGCUGCAGAACCGGACCCUGCUGGAGCAGACCAUGGAGAGCAAAGACCUGUUCCACGUCGAGCAGAGACAAUACAUUGACAAACUCAAUGAGCUGAGGAGACAGAAAGAGAAACUCGAGGAGAAGAUCAUGGAUCAGUAUAAAUUUCAUGACCCAUCACCUCCACGAAGGAGGGGCAACUGGAUCACGCUGAAGAUGAAGAAACUGAUCAAGCCAAAGAGUCGUGAGCGCAUGCGCUCUCUCACACAGACCCCACCCCACUCUGAGUCCAGCGAAGGUUUCCUGAUGCUGCCGCAGCCGGACAGUCAGGACAGCUCGUCCGUCGGCUCUGGAUCCAACUCACUGGAGGACACGCUCACCCACCGCACCAGCACUCCGCUCAGAGCGCCGAAAAAGCUUCCGUUCAUGAGGAACCGAUCCAAGGAGAAAGACCGAGUGAAGGCCGUCUACCGCCGCUCUAUGUCCAUGAACGACCUGCUGCAGACGAUGGAUCUGUCUGAGGGUCAGUGGUCCAGCAGCACAGAUCAUCUCGAAGCUCGUGACGAGGCCAUCGGCUCUCAGCACAGGAAGGAGUUUGGAUCCAUGGACUACGCCAGCCUGACCCUGACCUUUACCCGCGGCGCUCGCCAGCGCUCUGAUACAGACACUGCUGUGUCCAGUGAUGACAUCACACAGCUGUCGUCGGAGGAGUGCGGUGCGCUGCGAGCUCAGGGUGUGAUGAACGGCAGUGUGAGCCGGCCUCACAGCGAGAGCAGCGGUGACGUCUCUGUGAGUCUGGACAGUCCCCUGAGGCAGAGGUCAGCGCAGCACAGCUCUCUGGACGGCAAGCCUGCAGGAAGUGAGCAGAUCCUGACGGAGAGCACAGAGCCAGCAGAGGACGUUCUCUCAGCACAGUCGUCUGGUGUGUCCCGAGAGCGUGUGAAGAGCCGUGGCAUCUUACGCUCGGCCAGCGGCAGGGCUCCACCGGGACGUCCCAGCCGCACCAAGGGCUCCGGCCUGUCGUCGCAGAGCAAGGCGCUGUCUGUGUCAGUGUCGGAGCGUCUGGACUCGUCCUCAGGCCUGCCCCGCGCCAGCAGCGUCAUCUCCACGGCCGAGGGCUCCGUGCGCCGCACCAGCAUCCACGACCUGCUCUCCGAGGACAGCCGUGAGCCCUCCAAUGUGGAAGUGUCACAGGACAGCAGGACGUCUAAAAGCAGAGGUGGAGCGCAGAGUUUGUCCUGAAUUCCCACGGUGAGUGUCAGGAUCCUCCUCUUCCUCAGGAGACACACAAUCACUAAUCAUAGUCACCACAAUCAGCAUCGAGCAGUCAGUAACACUCACUGAAUCCUCAGAAACACAGACUGUAUGAACAGAGUCUCACUGAUACUGAUGCCUCUGUUAAAUGGGUUAUUUCUCUGUUAAUAUCUUCCAUCAGUUCAUUGCUCCUCGCUUUAUUUUGCAUGUUUAUUUUCAUGAUAAAUAUGUAAUAAAACUGA
Molecule: messenger RNA, 5837 nt
Organism: Cyprinus carpio (common carp)
Lineage: Eukaryota; Metazoa; Chordata; Actinopteri; Cypriniformes; Cyprinidae
Product: girdin-like
Exons: 32
Coding region: 385-5583 (1732 amino acids)
Biological process (GO): cytoplasmic microtubule organization; cytoskeleton-dependent intracellular transport
Cellular component (GO): cytoplasm; centrosome
Molecular function (GO): dynein light intermediate chain binding; microtubule binding
Source: RefSeq, a predicted model, not a curated record